AUGUUCUACCCAUGGCUAAUCUUAGCGGUAGCAAUCCUCAUCAUCAUCACUGGCGGCGAGUCCAAGCACAGAUUUCUGAGGUGGGACUCUUUCGAAUGCCGAAUAUGUGUGCCAUAUGCAGAAAAUCUGAAAUGUCAGAUCGCAGGGUCAAGGCAAUCGUUCUUGAAUCUGGAAGUCAAUUUGCUGAAGGCACUACCAUCAAUUAGGACGUAUGUAAAAAUCUCUACCCGGUCCAAGCCUUCAGAGCAGUACCGGAAGCUCUUUGACUUUACCUUCGAUGGCUGCCGUGUAAUGUCGGAUGUGGCAAAAGAAAAGACCAUGGUGUCCAGGCUCUACAAUGCCGUGGUCAAAAACAGUAAUCAGCCGCAAAAAUGCCCCAUAAAACAGGGCUUCAUUUACUACCGCAACAUAAGUAUUGAGGAGGUUAUUCCCUCGUUUCUGCCUGAAAGCAGUUUUAUGGCGCAGGUCAAUUUGUCCCAUCUGAAGAAAUCGUACUUUAAUAUUACUCUAAGAGGAGAUAUUUCAUCAAAUUAA
This is a messenger RNA of Drosophila guanche, 534 nucleotides long. RefSeq lists its product as uncharacterized. The transcript is spliced from 3 exons. NCBI's taxonomy places the organism in Eukaryota, Metazoa, Arthropoda, Insecta, Diptera, Drosophilidae. The record is from RefSeq and is a predicted model, not a curated record. Bases 1 to 534 code for a protein of 177 amino acids.